GUAGUUAUACCAAUGAGAUGGCUGAUAUUACCAUUCAUUAUUGUAUGAAAGUAAAACAGAAUAGACAAAUAUCUCGCUAAUAAAACAUAAUAAACAAAUAGCAAUCAUGUUUUGCUCAUAGGUCAGCCAUGUUGAUGAGCCUUGAAGCAUGCCGCAUAAGAUAUCUUAGCUAAAUCACAUGGGAAUAGUGGCAUGUAUUUGGACAUGAUUCUACAUAAACCUCAUAAGAAAGCAAGGUUUCCUUCAUUCUCAAACAACAUCAUGUUAGCAAUAUCGAAAAGGAUAUUCCCAACAUUCCUAUCUAGGCCACUAUAAAUACCUAGCCAGCUCUAGAUAUAGCGUACCAACUUGAGAAGAGCAAACAACACAUCUGGUUAGACUGUUAUAUACCAGUUAUUCGGGGAAUGGAGAUUCCAGUGAUAAAGAUUGAUCAGCUGUAUGGUGAGAAGAGGUCAGAGACACUUUCACUCCUCCACAAUGCCUGUGCGCAAUGGGGUUUCUUUUGGCUUGAGAAUCAUGGGGUCAAUGAAGACCUCAUGAAUAAAGUGAAGGAACUGGUGAACAAACACUAUGAGCAAGAAAUGGAGAACUUCUACAGCUCGGAGAUGGCAAAAGUUCUAGGUUGUGAGAAAGUUUCAUCAAAUGUUGACUGGGAGUGCAGUUUCAUGUAUCGUCAUCAGCCAAAAUCAAACAUUCAUGAUAUUCCUGAGCUGCUUAGGACAACAGUAUUCCAAUAUGCUGAAGAAGUAAUCAAAUUGGCUGAACAGCUCGCAGCAGCUAUGAGUGAAAAUCUUGGGCUGGACAAGGAUUACAUCGAGAAGGCAUUUUCAAAACCUUCUGUAGGCAUCAAGGUGGCCAAGUAUCCAAGGUGCAGUCAUCCAGAGCUUGUGAUGGGCCUCAGGGAACACACUGACGCUGGGGGUAUCAUACUUCUACUUCAAGAUGAGUUAGUCCCAGGUUUGGAGUUUCUGAAAGAUGGUAAGUGGAUCCCAGUACCUCCAACAGAAGGCAAUAGAAUUUUUGUAAACCUUGGAGACCAGAUUGAAGUGAUGACCAAUGGAAUCUACAAGAGCAUAUGCCAUCGGGUUCGUCCCAAUAAGAAUGGGAGCCGCCUAUCUAUCGCAACAUUCUAUAACCCUGGUGCUGAUGCCAUAAUCUGUCCAGCUCCAAAGCUUACAUAUCCUAGCCAAUAUCGUUUCCAAGAUUACCUUAAUUUCUAUUCUACUACCAAGUUCACUGAUAAAGUAUCAAGGUUCCAGACUACAAAGGCAAUGUUGAAAUGAGUCAUGUCAGAAGCCUGGAGAGCAAAUAAGUAUCUUGUUGUUCAGCAACACUGCAUCAGUGUGUAGAUGCGUUUGUACGUAAUUCUCCUAAGGAACAGUGAAGGUGUUGAAAUAUGUAUCUUACUUCCAGUAUUUAUCUGUUGAAGAAUAAAAGUCUUGCACUACCUGUACUUAAUGUAAAAUACUAUUGCAUGUGGAUUUCUUCAGAUACUGAAAUGUCAUGUUGAUUUUUUUUUCUCGGACAACGAAAUGUCAUGUUGCUCAUGAAGA
Setaria italica (foxtail millet) is the source of this 1553-nucleotide messenger RNA. Its product is annotated as 1-aminocyclopropane-1-carboxylate oxidase 1. Lineage: Eukaryota; Viridiplantae; Streptophyta; Magnoliopsida; Poales; Poaceae. Bases 405 to 1283 code for a protein of 292 amino acids. The record is from RefSeq and is a predicted model, not a curated record. The transcript is spliced from 3 exons.